AUGGGCACUUAUAUAUCCGAAAAGAUGCUACAUGAGCUCGAACAUGCUCUUUUGCAGCAUGUAAAAGUAGACAAGGAGGAUGCGCAUUUGAGUCUUUUUGUGGAAUCGUUACUGCACCAUAUCGAGAGUAACUCUGUUGUUGGCUAUCCAGACUCCAGGAGCCAUCACCAACGUCACCUACACUCUCCCCCCACACACUCCUCUCUCAUUGAGGAGGCCAUGUUGUCGGUUAAUGCUGGUAAUGAAGCUCGCCAAAGGCUCAGCAAGCUUUACACUGUGGUGGAUUCUAUAGUGGAACAAACAGGAAAAACACUUUCGCGAACACAAGAAAUUUUGACCCACUUGGAGAACCAGGAGGAACAAGAGAAGGAGUUCCUUCAACAAGUGAAACAGAACAACACUGACACUCUCCGAGAAGUAGCGGCACUAACCAGGUCAAGCCUCGACACUGACAUUGACCUACUAAAUUCUAUUGCAAACUGGAAAUCGUCAUGA
Pichia kudriavzevii is the source of this 495-nucleotide messenger RNA. RefSeq lists its product as uncharacterized. Lineage: Eukaryota; Fungi; Ascomycota; Pichiomycetes; Pichiales; Pichiaceae. The transcript has a single exon. The record is from RefSeq and is a predicted model, not a curated record. Bases 1 to 495 code for a protein of 164 amino acids.